This is a messenger RNA of Dendronephthya gigantea, 2300 nucleotides long. RefSeq names its product dual specificity protein phosphatase CDC14A-like. The transcript has 19 exons. Gene Ontology annotation, biological process: regulation of exit from mitosis; positive regulation of cytokinesis; microtubule cytoskeleton organization. The record is from RefSeq and is a predicted model, not a curated record. Gene Ontology annotation, cellular component: kinociliary basal body; spindle pole; mitotic spindle. Gene Ontology annotation, molecular function: protein tyrosine/serine/threonine phosphatase activity; protein serine/threonine phosphatase activity. NCBI's taxonomy places the organism in Eukaryota, Metazoa, Cnidaria, Anthozoa, Malacalcyonacea, Nephtheidae. Bases 246 to 1838 code for a protein of 530 amino acids.
AAAUUUGGUUUGUUGACGUCCUUAACGUGAACUAAUCUUCGCCGUCAUAGUAACGGCAUUCUACUGCAUUCUGAUUGGCUAAUCAGAUUGUUUGAGUAAAAUUAUUUCAUUCCAUCCCCAAAUACGGGUAGGUAAGGUUUCGCAUUUAGCUGCCUGGGCGAUAUAAUAUAUUUUUAUACAACGAACUAAAAAUGGAAGAGGUUAGAUUUUAGAAACAUAAUUCGUCUCAUAUCCUGCCUUUGAAGAUGUCUGAAGAAAGUUCAUCUGGCGUGAACGAGUGUGAAAUAAUAAAAGACCGACUUUUCUUCGCAACUGUUCGGGGAAGGCCUAGAAGUACUCAAAAUGCACAUUAUUUUAGCAUUGACGAUGAUCUAGUGUAUGAAAAUUUUUAUGCUGACUUCGGUCCGCUCAAUUUGGCUAUGCUGUAUCGUUACUGCUGCAAGUUGAAUAAGAAACUCAAGUCGUUUUCGCUUGCUCGUAAAAAGAUUGUUCACUACACGAGCUAUGACAGCAGAAAAAGAGCGAAUGCUGCGUUUUUAAUUGGCGCUUAUCAGGUGAUUUAUCUCAACAAGAAGCCGGAUGAGGCCUAUCAACCAUUGAUAAGUGGCUGUUCGCCGCCAUAUUUACCUUUUCGGGACGCCUCUUUUGGUGCUUGUACGUUUAAUCUCACAAUCCUGGACUGUCUAAACGGUAUUUAUAAGGCCUUACAGAAUAAGUUUUUCGAUUUCGACACGUUUGAUGUUGAAGAAUAUGAACAUUAUGAGAGGGUUGAAAAUGGCGAUUUCAACUGGAUAGUACCAGGGAAGUUUUUGGCAUUCAGCGGGCCUCAUAACAAGACUAGAAUCCUUAAUGGCUAUCCAUUACAUGCUCCGGAGUCUUAUAUUCCCUACUUUCGUAAACAUGGCAUAACCACGGUAAUCCGCCUUAAUAAGAAGAUGUAUGAAGCAAAGAGAUUCACUGAGGCUGGUUUUGAUCAUUUCGACUUAUUUUUUAAUGAUGGCAGUGUUCCUGUCGACUCCAUUGUCAGGCGAUUUUUAACGGUGGCAGAAUCAGCUAGUGGCGGUAUCGCAGUACAUUGCAAAGCUGGACUUGGCCGUACUGGAAGUUUAAUUGGUUGCUAUCUGAUGAAACAUUUCCGUUUUUCUGCAGCAGAAGCGAUUGCAUGGAUGAGGAUAUGCCGUCCAGGUUCUGUGAUUGGUCCCCAACAAAACUUUUUAGAAGAAAAGCAAGCUAGUCUAUGGAUCCAAGGAGACAUUUUUAAAACGAGACAAAAGGAUGUGAAUGAAAAUGUUCUUAACGCGGUCGGAACCAUAACGACAGGAGUUGACUCGUUGAGGAUUGAAAGUUCAGUGAUUGAUACUUCACCAAAUACCUUUAAGGAUAUAUCAAGCUCCCUGUUCAAUUCUUGCACCUCAAGUAGAUCAAAAGCGUCGAAACCAACGAGUGCUGUAACUCGAAGUUCAUGUAAAGACGCAAGUCAUGAUGAAGAAAAGACGUCAACGCAAGGAGAUGAAUUACGGAAACUAAAGUCAAGCUGGUCUUCAAGACAUCCACGUUGUGCUACUACUGGAGCUAUCAGGGUUGAUGAUAUCCGCCAUGGACACACAAGAACGACAUCGAGCCGCGGUCAAAGAUUAACUAGUUCUUUGGCUAUGCAGUCUGUUAUAUCUCCUCUUAAAACAUCAAAAGUUACAGCUAUACCUCGGCGAACGACUAGAAGUACCACACAAGCUUUUAAAAGUCGAGGUGGGGGACGAACCACGUUGUCGUUAAAACGGGGCGUAGAUGAGGAGACAAAAGACUUGAGAAAAACUAAUUCUACAAGGACUGUGCUAUGAAAGCCAUAUUGUACUGAAGAAUCUCGUCAGGAUUCUGGUGCCAAUGAGAGAGGUGACCAUCAUUCAAAAAUCAUCGUGAAUAUGAUUUGGUCUAUAUUUGGACAUUGGGUAUGGUUAAAUAAAUGAUCAGGGGAAAGAUUUUAAUCAAUCAGUUGCAUAAGAUCCCAGUGGCAAAUUAUAGUUGACUGAUGAAUCGUUGGAAGCCAAAGUGUCUAGAAAUGAAGAUCUCAGUUCGAUGAACCUUCAAAUUUAAUUGUACAUAUUUCAUAUAUCUUAACAACUUUUUAAGACGUGUAUACAUCACAAACAUCCUGACAGUAAGUUGUAUUUUCGUUUCAACUUUUGCGAUAGCAUGUCAGGUGAAUCGUUAUCGUGUCUGUUUGUGAGCUAAUUAACUAAUUUUUUAACAAAUUUAUUAGAUCAAUACAAAUCGUAUUCACAGUUCGCAUGCCUUGUGAUUAA